CGUCAUAGAACUGCGCCGGAAGAGGCUGCCUCUCUUUUUCCAACCAGUGUGCGUGCUCUGUACCUGCUGCUGCUGCCGUUCGUUGUGCGGCACCAUGUCUUUCCCCACCGAAGAAUUCGAAGUGAGUGCUCAGGGUCACAUUGAUAUAGAGCCUCGUUAACUGAAAGCAUUAUGGCAGCAGCUAGUUUGUGAGUGUUACUGAUUGGGUUUGAAUGGGUAGCUGCACCGUUGGUGGAGGCAGGGGUGUUGGCCUAACCAUAUUCAGAAUACUGGAUAAAAGCUCAUAGCUGCUGAUUGCUGUUGGAUAAUAACCCACCGUUAUCUUUAUAUUACAAUUCACAGCAGAAAAAAAAAGUUUAUUCCUUAAACCAGAGAACAUGGAGAUUUGGAAAACUAAUUGUAAUUUUAGACCAAUUUUAGUAAAACAGCUUAAUUGGCAAAUGUUUCGAGUUCGGCUAGCAUUUAGUAUUCUAUGCUGAUACUCCACAAUUCUGUAUUUAAUAAACUGAUCGUGACUUAGUAUGUUUUUAUGUACUGUAGUACUACUUAUGGAAAACUUUUUAAUGUUGACUAAAGUAACGUUUACUACAUGUUUAAUGUUAUUUUGCCUACCAUAUUUUAUGUUUAAGUUUAAGGUAUUCUAUUGCAAUUUUUUUCCUUUUUCCUCCCUAGACACCGUAUGAUCCAUACACUUAUCAAGCGGCGGAUUAUGAUAUGCACACAGGUAUGUUCCGCUGACUUAUAUCCUGUGAAGCUACAGUGUCAUAUAAGUGACCUGACCAGUUCAGGUUUUACAGUUAGAAUUUUGAUUUAGUGGUUAUAUAUCUAAUUUUGGGGCAUUAAAGCAGUUUGUUCAAAUUUAUCUGCAAAGUUCUACCAUUUGUGAAAGUAGAUACUCCAGAUACUACCUUGUUAGUGUUUCUUUGAACCCGUUGUUUCUCAUUGCAAAUGCAUCCUGUUUGUUCAUCUUGUUACAGGAGACCCUAAGCAAGACCUGGCAUAUGAGCGGCAGUAUGAACAACAGACUUACCAGGUCAUCCCUGAGGUGAUCAAAAACUUCAUUCAGUACUUUCACAAAACCGUUUCUGACCUGAUUGACCAGAAGGUUUAUGAGCUACAAGCCAGCAGAGUGUCUAGUGAUCUAAUCGAUCAAAAGGUUUAUGAGAUUCAAGACAUCUAUGAAAAUAGGUUAGUGCUGUCACCUUGCUUUCCAGAAAGAGGGUUUUUGUUGACAGUCUUAUGUUGUGGAAAUUAAUCACUCUGUGUGUGUAUAUGUGUGUGUGUAUGUGUGUGUGUGUAUAUAUAUAUAUAUAUAUAUAUAUAUUUAUAUAUAUUUUUUUUUUUAUUUUUUUUUUUUUUUUUACCUUACUCACUCUUUUCAUCCUGCAGUUGGGCAAAGUUGACAGAGCGUUUUUUCAAGAACUCUCCCUGGCCUGAGGCAGAAGCCAUUGCCCCCCAAGUAGGAAAUGGUGAGUAGAUGUGGGUUUUUGCAAUAAAAUUGUCUGUUUUGCAGUGGUGUUGAAAAUAAUUUUAUGUUGUAAAUCGGAUAUGGUUUGUGUUUGCAAGUUCUUAAUUGUGGGGAGUCCUGAAUCUCAGCUGUGGCUGUUCGUGCUUGGACCAUACGUUCCAGCAGACCGAGUCUGAUAACUGUUUCCAUUUGAGCCCAGAAACUGUGUGGAUCUGUGUGAACUCCUUUUUUGGCUUGUGAUUCUGGAAGGUUUUUUUACACUCUAAUUUGGAAAUAACGUUCAGUUUCAGUCUUUUGAUAGGGUGCAUUGUCCAGACAGGAGAAUACAGAAAUAUAAAUAUUUAAAUAGCUUAUUUAAUUACACCUGUGCUCCUGACAGUGUCCUGAAGUGGGUUUGUUACAAGAUCAAUUAGUGGUUGAUCUUGUUCUUAAAUAUGUUUGCUUCCCUGAUAUUGUUCCUUUUCCAUAUUAUUUACUUGUCAGAACUCCCUUGUCUUAUAGCGUGUGUUUUUUUUUUUUUUUUUGAUACAUUGUCCUUUGGACCUUUUUAAGGAAACUAUAUUAAAUAUGUAGAUUCCUUUUUAGGAGUACUGUAUGAAUGAGACCUAGCAGUUAAACGCUUUUACCUUCAUAAUUUCAGAUGCUGUGUUCCUGAUUCUGUACAAAGAACUGUAUUACAGACACAUAUACGCCAAAGUCAGUGUAAGUAUCUGCAGGAGUAGAUUGUGCUCUAUAGCCUACUAUAAUCUAUAUUGGAGGCUAGCCCGAGUAACACGCAUUCUUAUUAAAAGAUUUCCAAAGUUAUGUAAAUGUGUGGUUUACUCACACAGUAGUAGUUUGUUAGGUGCAUUUAUACUGUCAAUGUAUUUUGUAUUGCACUCCACAGAUAGUAAUGAACUUUGAGUUUGGACUCUUUGAAAGUUUGGUGCUUUCCCUUAAAAGCAUUUUUAAAAGUAAUUCUUUCAAAUGUGGAUUAUUAAAGUGAAUAUUCAGAGACUGGUACUUAAAUUGCAUUUUAUGCACAACAUAGUGUCUGGACAAGUUGGUGGUUCCUGAGUAAUUACGAAGUCAUCUUAAGUGUUCAAUAGUUCUGUACAAAUAACAUGCCGAGGAAGAUAAAGUGCUACAGAACUGGUUAACAUUGGCAUCUUUCCUCUGAUUACUUUACAGGGCGGACCAACGCUGGAGCAACGAUUUGAAUCUUAUUACAACUACUGCAACCUUUUCAAUUACAUUCUCAGUAAGUGUACAAGACUGACAUUUACAUGUUCACUUUGUUAAAGAAGCACUAUAGUGCCAGGAAAACAAACCCGUUUUCCAAGCACUAUAGGGUUACUAGGUUCCCCCAUUCCUGCUGGGUUGAAGGGGUUAAAGCUCAAUCAGCCACUUACCUUAAUCCAGCUUCUGGCUCCCUUGGCGCUGGUUACCUCUCCUCCCACUGCCGAAGUCAGCUCCCGACUGGAGCCGCAUGUGCAGCCAGAGCCGUGCGCACAUUCAAGCCGCCCAUAGGAAAGCACUAUUCAAUGCUUUCCUAUGGGGAUCUGAACUUGCGCUGCGUGAGAUCAAUGCGAUUUUCAUACUGAGAAUCGCGGAAGCGUCCUCUAGUGGCUGUCAGGGAGACAGCUACCAGAGGAUGGAUUAACCCUGCAGUGUAAACAUAGCAGUUUCUCUGAAACUGUUUUCAGCUGCAGGGUUAAAACUAGGGGGACCUGGCACUCGGACCACUUAAUUGAGCUGAAGUGGUCUGAGUGCCUAUAGUGGUCCUUUUAAUGUGUGUAUGUAUACUUGUUUACAAAAAUAGAGUAGCUCUGAGUCUGUACAUGACUCUGAUAAAUGUAGCUUAUCCUCAGAGGUAAUAUUUAACAGUGUUUUUGAUGUAUACUCAUAAACAGUUAUACUUGUAUCAUAAUUAUCAGCUAGAGUGUGACUUCAGGGCAACGCCAUUUUUAUUAAUUAAAUGCUCGGUGCAGUGUAUCUAAUAAGUAUGUACGAGAUCUAUUAUAUGUCAUGGCCUAAUAAUCUUAUUUUUUACUUUAGAUGCAGAUGGUCCUGCUCCACUGGAACUUCCAAACCAAUGGCUUUGGGAUAUAAUUGAUGAAUUUAUAUAUCAGGUAUUGUUAAAAAUGUUGUUCCUCUUAUUUUGCUAUCUCAUCAAAGUACCUCACAUGCCUAUUUGUCUUCAGUCUUCUAGUUUGAAAAUUAAAUGUUUUGCUUUUAGCAUGAUUUCCAUUUUCUUCUAAAAUAUAUAUAUUUUUCCCUACUUCAUUGCCACAGUUCCAGUCUUUCAGUCAGUACCGAUGCAAAACAGCCAAGAAAUCAGAAGAGGAGAUUGAGUUUCUGCGUUCCAACCCAAAAAUCUGGAACGUGCAUAGUGUUCUGAAUGUUUUGCAUUCCUUGGUGGACAAAUCCAACAUUAAUCGUCAGCUAGAGGUUUACACAAGUGGAGGUGAGACUAUUUCUUUGUAUACCUUCUAGGUUUCAUGUUUUACAAAUGUCCCAGUCCACUUACCUGUGAUUAUGGUGUUCUAUGGGAACAAUGUUUGAAAUUAAGAAUUUGAGGAUGGAUGGUGCACUUGACUGUGAUCUGUAGGUCUGUAUUCUACCAUGCUGCUCCUUAAGUGAUGCUAUAAGUUCUGAUUUAUUUACUUAUUUUGAGAGGUCUUGUAAAACUGUAAAUUUAAAAUAUCUAAAUAUUGAUGUCUUAUGCUGCUGAUUGUUUGCAUGUGUACUUUGCUCUCACUGGAGAUACUUUAAACCGAGGGUAGGCAACAUUUGGCCCUUCGGAUGUUGUGGACUACAUCAUAAUGCUGGCAAAGCAUCAGGGGAGAUGUAGUCCACAACAUCUGGAAUGCCAAACGUUGCUUACCCCUGCUCUAUACCAAUGCUAAAUGGAACGGUCAUGUGAAUAAAAGAAUAGUUUUAUAUUCGAUUGUUAAACGGUUUCUUUUGGUGUAUGAGUAAUCUUUUUUUAUAAAGCACAAGCAGUUCAUUGUAGUACCUUCUAUUGUACAAUGCCAUGGAAGAUGACCCCUGAAAAAGAUUACAUGCAUUAACAUAUGCAUACAGAUACAUUGGAGUGCAGAAGGAUCAAGAGUCCUGUUUUUGCAAGCUUACAGGAUUUUGCGGGUUAUAGGGUCAUUGAGCUGUUUUUGUUUGUGAAUAACUGGAAUGCUAACUGGGUGAUGAAAUGGACCACUUUGAAUAAGCAGUUUUGGAUUAUCACUUGGAAUUCCAUGCUUGAUGUAAUGAGGGGGGCUGUUGGGGCUUCUAGAACAGGACACCAAACAUUUAACAAGUAACAGUGUUAUUUACUAAAGGCUGAAUUGAAAGAGAAUUAGAAAUUUAAGGACAGAGUAGCCAAAAUGAAAGCAUAGCUGACUUAGAGAGUUUUUCCAGUUCCACCAUUUUGACCUUAAAUUUUAAAUUCAAUUAGAAUUUUUGCUUGCGUGAAUAACUCUUUUAAUCUAGCUAAGGUGUUCUUGGUGAAUAUAAGAGGGUCUAGGCAUUUGUCUAUAAUGAAUCAAUGGGCUCUGGGUUUAGUGAGCUUGUGAUAUUUUCUGUAGUAUCUGUGCACAUUAAGAUAUAGGAUGAUUGCUCAAAUUCAUGUGACUGUAGUCUACCUUGCAUGAUUAACUUAUUUGAAUAAUUAGACAUUUCUUAGUGCCAAAUAUUUUUAUAGUGUCUAACUACUAGUAACGUACUUACUGCAAAAGCAUGGUGAUUUGGUUUGUCCGUGAUCCACUAUUGUGUGACAUUUUUGCAUAUAGGAAAGUUAUAGUUGCAUGUUUUUUGAUAAUUCUUUGUUUCUAGGUGACCCUGAGAGUGUGGCUGGAGAGUAUGGACGACACUCUCUGUACAAAAUGCUUGGAUACUUCAGCCUGGUUGGACUUUUGCGUCUUCAUUCGUUACUUGGUGAUUAUUACCAAGCUAUCAAGGUCUUGGAGAACAUAGAACUCAACAAGAAGGUAUGUGUUUUACAUGCUAGAUUUUUGUAGCUGCUCUGCUCUUCUACAGCUGUUUGCUCAUUUCAAAUGUGAUCUCCUUUCUGAUGGUCUUCUUUCAGAUGCAUUGUGACUACUCUACAACCCCUAUCUAAAUGAAAUUACUUUCUACCCCUACAGAGCAUGUACUCUCGAGUUCCAGAGUGCCAGGUCACUACAUAUUACUAUGUGGGCUUUGCAUACCUUAUGAUGCGAAGAUAUCAGGAUGCUAUUCGAGUGUUUGCCAACAUUUUGCUGUAUAUCCAAAGGACGAAGAGCAUGUUUCAGAGGACUACAUACAAGUACGAAAUGGUAAGACUUCUUAAUUGUUUCUUCUAUUGAAUAUUACUUUACCAACCUUAACUCUGUUUUAUGAAUGAGUGGCAAGAGAGAACUUAUCUCAUUUACUUUGAGUCUUGCUGUUUUUUUUUUUUUUUCCUCUCCACUCUGAACGUUCUUUACCCUCAUUUGUCAUAUCACUGUUCAAUUUCAUCACGGUUUUCCCUUUACUGUGUCAAUCUUCCACUUACAUGUAGUUUGUCUCUUGAUUUUUUUAUUUUUUAUUUUACAGAUAAACAAGCAGAAUGAGCAGAUGCAUGCCCUUCUGGCUAUUGCACUAACCAUGUACCCAAUGCGAAUUGAUGAAAGUAUCCACACUCAGCUUAGAGAGAAAUAUGGUGACAAGAUGCUGCGCAUGCAGAAAGGGUAAGGAAUCAAUGUAGUGGGGAAAAAAGGUUUGCUAAUCUAAGCGUUAUGGGUUGUUUUGUUUUUUUGAUACCGUGGAUACUGUCAAAGGAAUCAUCCAUGAAAUAUCUGUAAACAUUUCAUAAUCCUAAUCUCCUAAACCACACACUCACAGAACACAAAGUGCUGUCUGUUUAGAUGUGAAAGAAAAUUUAAAUCAGACUACAUACUUUUGGCUCCUAACUAUGGUAUAGAAAAAUAAUGUGCCCAAUACUUACAGGUUCACAUUAUUUAUGAUAUCUCCUUAAACCAUGAAUUUCAUGUAUUAAACAGAGAGAAAUGGUAUACAUAAUUACUUUGGAAGUAGUUACUAAAAUGCCAGGUCUGUAAGUGUUACACCCACCACUUGCUACAGAGUAUAUUCCACUACACUAAUGACACCAGCAUCCGAGUCAAGAGAUUGACAUCUGGCCCACAGUUCCUUUUCUCUCUUACAAAUCCAUAUAAUGAAUUUGCUGUAAUAUUUGCCAAUUGCAAAAAUCUAAAAAAAAAAUUCCCCUUUCCAUUUCUUAUUCCUUUCCCAUCCUUUCCUUUUUUGACAUGAUAUUGCAUCAUCUUAUGUACAAUUAUUCAAAUAUUUAGCUACACCUUUUCUAGUUUCGAACUUGCUUUUUUGUUUUUGUUGUAAUUUGUACACACUGAGAAGGGUGUCAAUAGCAUUGCGUCUCCAAUCAAUUGCAUUAAGAGAAGCAUUUGAUUGAAGAACUGAGGCUGUCACUGUCUUCUUUACCAGAGUUGUGUUUUAACCCUGGAAUGAAAACGUGGUUUCUAUAAAAUGGCAAUGUUAUUACAUUCCAUGGUUAAAACGACAGGACCACUGUACUCCGAUUACUUCAGUAAGGUUUAAGUGGAUUAAGUGCCUUUUAAUUUAUGCCUCAUAUAUUCCAAUAUUUGUCUUAAAAUACAAACCUUUGCGUAACCUCUGCACUGUUUGGAUUAAUCUGGCCAAAUAGUCAUUGAGUGAACAUUGUACAAAUUGGAGGUGCUGGAAAAAUCCUAGAUAUUUAAAUGCUUUUUGUUUUACACAGAGAUGCUCAAAUCUACGAGGAGCUUUUCAAUUAUGCCUGUCCUAAAUUCUUAUCACCCGUGGUUCCUAAUUAUGAUAAUGUUCACCCAAACUACCACAAGGAGCCAUACUUGCAGCAGCUCAAAGUUUUUCUAGAUGAGGUACAACAACAAGCCCAGCUCUCCACCAUCCGCAGGUCAGUUUCCAUGCUAAUUACCUUCACAAUUUUCCAGCAGCUUCUUUUGUGCAUGACACUUAUUUGGUCUAAUUUCGCUUUUGUACUCUAGUUUCCUAAAACUCUACACAACUAUGCCAGUAGCUAAAUUAGCUGGAUUCUUGGACUUGCCAGAGCAGGAGUUCCGUAUUCAACUUCUGGUCUUCAAACAUAAGAUGAAAAAUCUAGUAUGGACCAGUGGCAUCUCUGCAUUGGAGGGAGAAUUUCAGUCUGCUUCCGAAGUAGAUUUCUACAUUGAUAAGGUGAGUUAUCUAGAGCUUACCAAGUGCAAAAAUAACAGAAUACUUAGUGAUUUGUUCACUAUGCAUCAGGUUUGUUGAAUUUUAACCUAUUCUCAAGAGUAGACCUAGAAGGUAGUGUUGAAAGAUCCAACUCCAUUUUGAACAAAUGUUUGCAAGUCUGUUCUCUCAGUUCAGUUUAAAAAAACAAAAACAACCCUUGGUUAUUAGAAAAUUGUUUAUUUAGGCAUUACAAGAUAGGCUAUAUUAAAAUGUGAGUGUUUGAUUGUAGGGCAUAUGAUUUAUUACUUGACAAUGCAUGUCAGGGUAUAUGUAGAAGAAACUGUUAACUGGUAGGUACAAAUACUUCAUACAGUGGACAGUGUGAAAAAAUAAUUACGUUUGCACAAAAGAAGUUACAUUUGAUAAAAUAGACUUAUAAUUUUGUUUUGCAUAUUCCAAACUUAUAAAUAUGAUACAGCUUGUAGGAGUCGUUACUAGUCUAUUUUUCAUGCUACGCUAAUAUGCACACUCUUUUCUAGGACAUGAUUCAUAUUGCUGAUACCAAAGUUGCUCGGCGAUAUGGAGAUUUCUUUAUACGACAAAUCCAUAAAUUUGAAGAAGUGAGUAUUGUACAUAUAUAGUUUUCUAGUUUGAAAAAAAACAAAACAAAGUCCAUCAAGUUCAACCACAAAGCCCAUUUUUUUUAUGCUGUUAAUCAAAAAAGGCAGAAAAUCACAAUUGUUGUCCUUUCCAAUUAUGCCACAGAUGAGGGGGGAAAUCCUUCUUGAUUCCAUAAUGGCAUACACAAUUUUCCUUUGAUCAACAGCAUGUAUACACACAUCAAUUAUAUCCUUGAAUAUUCUGUUUACGCAAAAAUAAAAUCCAAGCCUUUAUAUUUUAAAUUCUAUAAUCUCAUAAAACAACCUCUCUAAGGUUUGCGUUUCUAACACUAUAGUGUUCCUUUUUAAAGGAGAAUUGUCACCUCAGAACUAUUUUUAAUAUUUAGAAUACUUUUGUCAAGUUUUGAAAGGAAAUGGAAUAUAUAUUUUUUUUAAAUAAAGUUUUAAAGAAAUUAAUUAUAUGUAAACUAAAAAUUAUUCACAUGCCUCCAGGGUAAUUUGUGGGGAUUUUGUCUUCUCAUGCUCGCUGGAGUAUAGGCAUAUUGAAUGAUAUUGCUUCUGGCACUGAUGUGUUGGCAUUGAAACUAGCAUUAUUAGGGACGUUUGCAUGGGGAAGUUCUCCCGGCAUCGCAAAUUGCUGUUCAGAGGGAUAGAGAGGAAGACAGGACCAGAGGAUGGGUGUUACAGUAAUUUGUUAAAGGGACACUAUAGUCACCAGAACUACAGCUUAAUGUAGUUGUUCUGGUGAGUAUAAUAGCUCCCUUCAGGCAUUUUCAUGUAAACACUGCCUUUCCAGAAAAAAGGCAGUGUUUACAUUGCCCCUAGGGACACCUCCAAGUGGCCACUCCUUAGAUGGCCUCUUGAGGGGUUUCCUGGCUCAGGGCUGCACUGUAGGCAGCCCUGCCGUUCAGCAUCCCCACGCUCUGCAUGGAGAUGCUGAAUAUUCUUCAUAGAGAUGCAUUGAUUCAGUGCAUCUCUAUGAGGAGGUCCUGAUUGGCCAGAACGGCAUUUGGCUCUGCUCCGUGCCGAUUUUAUCCAAUCCAGUGCUUUCCCUAUGGGAUAGCAUUGGAUUGGCUAAUAAUCAGCCGUUUUGAUGUCACAAAGGGGGCAUAGCCAGCACCGGCAGACCAUCGCGGCGCUGGAAAUAGGUGAGUUUUAAACUUUUAUAUGACAUGCUUUCUGUGCAAGACUAAAGUGGGGAAGACAAGAAAAACUGUCUGAGUAUUUCUAAUUUGUUUGUUUUUGUUUGGGGGGAAUUUAGAUAUACGUCAUUUAAAAUAUAUUUAUUUUGGGGGGCGGGGUCUGGCCGCCGACGGGAUCAGACGCGUUCUGUCUGAGCUCCCGCUCCAAGGCCCAAAAACCGGAGCAAAUUGGAGGAUAACCGCGACCGGAGGGUCCCACAGAUGUCCACAAGGACCCCCAGUCACUGGGGAAAGCGGGGAUGCCGCAUGGGUCCCGGUCCGGCACCGACAGUAACCCGGCCGGGCUCGGAGUUCGUUGGGGCUUGAGCCAGGAAGGGACGGCCGCUUUCCUGGGUCUCCUGGCCGGCGGUUCGCGUCCGCCCCCCCCCCUGGACCGGGGGGGUCAUCCCGGUCUGCAGAGGUACCAACCAGCACACCAACCUUGGCCCAAUCAACCACCCUAGCAGGGAACAUCACCCGGGCGACAGUACACAAGAUGGCCGCCGAGCGCCGGCCAUGUGCGCGAGCUGCCAGAGAGAUCAAGAUGACGCCUGCUCAAAAAUGAGGAAAACAACGCAGUCAAAGAGAAAAGCACCCACUAUUAUCCUACCAGUCUACUACAGGGCAGUAAAGCUCAUGGACACUGCAAGCAGGAUCAAGUCACACUCUCAUGGAAGUGCCGGCAGCAGAACUCGCCUAGACAGCACUCACCACACAAGGAGACAUGACAGAGUGCAGUGGGGAGGUUCACAGGUCCAUGGACCGGAAAAUCUCGGGGUCCCACUAAUGCUGAACGCCCUGCUGCAGCCCAUCGGUGGUACUGGGUGACAACUGGAUAAAGCGGCUCCUGCUAACACACAGCAAGAUCAUCUCCAGCAAUGUAAAGACUCUUGUUAUUCUCAAUGUCAGUGCUACCCUCUUUCCACGAUUACAGAACACAGAGGUGUUAAUAGCUCUGUGUCCCGAUAACCACUCCUAGCUAGCAACCACCUUGACUAAUUAGCUCUGUUGGCCAGACUUAUCCCCUAGCACUGUUCUGUCUACCCAUGCUAUUGUAUGACAAGCACUUAACUCAUUGUGUUCACUUAGUCACCUGUGUAACAUGUUAGGAAAGCAAGCCCAGGUGUACACAUAUAUACCUGCAUAUAAACAGACUUACACCUGAACAUCACUUAUGAUACAUACUAAGCAUGGACAGCUCAUAUCUCACACUCACUGCGCCCACUAGCUAAACAUGCCUAAUUAACCUGUUCAUUAACGUUGAAACUCUGCUCUUCACGCGUCAUUACUAGCCUAGUCUCGAACUACCUAAGCUUGUGAAAUGUACUUUGUCAGUCUAUACCAUAUUCAAAAUGUGCACUGUCCAAUCACUCCCCACUGUAUCUAUUGUUGUUGAAAUUAGCGAGUGGACUGCCGGUGGGGUACCACAAGCAUUAUUGUUCCAACUGUAUGCACUACAAAAAUAAAGAAUUAUAAAAAAAAAAAAAUAUAUAUUUAUUUUAAAAAAAUUAUUGAAUAGGUUAUUAUAUUUAAAAAAAAUAAAUAAAUCAUUUUGAGGUGACUGUUGUCCUUUUUUAAGUAUGUAAAUAACUCCCGAAGCAACUAAAGUGUGCAAAUGCUAUGUUUAUUGAUUUGUGGGAGCAGUUAUACUUGUUUUAGCUUAGUGUGACAAGUUCACUUUAAUUUCUGAAGAUGACUAUUCUCUGUUCCUGCUGCAGUAUUUGCUUACAUUGCAGAGCUGUUACUUCCUGGUUGCCAAGUAACAGCUCGGUGUAAAGAGGACAGUAUUGUAAAGUAGUUUCUCCUUAUCCUUUUUUUUUUUUUGUACUAAGAGUUUGAUAAAGAAGGGAGGAAGUGAGAAAAAUGUUACAAGAUAAGGAGCAGAGCUGUGUUAUGUUGAGAGUUUAACAUAUUUUUUUCUUCUAUUGCACAGUUGAACAAGACCUUGAAAAAGAUGAGUCAGAAACCCUGAAGGUGUCUGUGUGGUUGAAAAAAAAUAAAUAAAAAAAUGACAGUUCUACAGAGCUUAUGCCAAGAAGUUUAAAAGCCUUUUAAUGAAAAUGAGUACAAUAGAACAUUGUACUAUGUCCAGUGUUGGUGUUUCCAUUCUUAAAUGACCUAAUUGUGCUGGUGACAUACUUUUUGACCAUUUGGCUACUGCAGUAAUGUUGUAGCAUAGCCACUUGUACAAGAAAUGUGGGAAACUUUGUAAGAAGACUUCAGAUGGCGUUCUACAAAACAUGAAGCAUUUUGUUUGUUUUUAAAUGGGUGUAUUGAGUUGAUUGGCCUUUUCUUUUCUUUUUUUUUUCUUUUUUUUAUUUGCUGAUUAAACAAGCAACUGUCAUUUGUUUUAUUUCCAUCUAUGUGUUCUUUAGUUACCUAAAAUAAUGUGCUUGUACUCUAUUCUUAUUGGCUGAAAACCCUUAAUACACUAGCUUUAGUUCUGCUUGGUUAUUACAUUCUUCCUCUAAAAUUAAGGAACUACCUACAUUCUCUUAUGUAAAUAUAAAGCACCAAUGUUCAUUAUGUUGUUAACCUUUUCUAGAAUGAAAAUUAAUUCUGCAAGAAACAGUUGAGAUUACGUCAAUUAGAAUCUGGUUUUAUUUAGCAGGACACUAAUAAUCAGGAGAUCAUUUACACUUGCCACAAAUGACUGAAAGUUAUCCUUUGUGAUCUUGCCUAGAUAUUGGAUAUUCUGUUUACCAUCAUUUAAACAGAACUUACUCCAUUUGGAGGGGAGCUAUGUAAUCAGUACAGCUUCCUGGUGGCUUGCCUCUAUAAACUCUAUAUAUUGUGUUAUGUUAUAACCCCCAACAUACCACACCAGACUAUAAGGUGAGAACAUAAGACUCCUAUGUAGCAUUUACAUGGAAAUCUAGUGCAAUAAGGUAAAUAUCAGUGGGUGCUUUCUCCUUCUACAAUGUUUAAAGCCCACAAAAUGGGUUUUUGUAAAAUAUGCCCCUGGCAUGUCCAUGCUUAACACUCUGCCUUUUAAGAGUUUUGUUUUAGCUUACAGUACUAGCCCUUCCUUAAAAAGUACUUGCGACUGCAAGCCUGGAGGCUCCAUGGCACACUCACCAGGGAUGACUUUCUACUUCCAUGGUUACAUUUUUGGUGGAAAUGUUGAGUCCUUCUUGUAGUGUAGUGAGGUUUCUGUUCAUGUGUGAUAUGCACAAUAAAACAGGUGCACAAAGAAUUGCUCAUUAGUUAACAGUAGGUGGGCACUUGUGUGUGGCACUGCCCUAGAUUUAAAAAUAAAUAAAUAAAAAUUCCAAGUGCCUAAUAUUUACUUUGUGUUUAAUGAUGUGGCAUAAUAUUCUGGCAUCAUGCAUUAGUAGACCA
Pelobates cultripes (western spadefoot toad) is the source of this 12797-nucleotide messenger RNA. The record is from the annotation of a GenBank genome assembly. Lineage: Eukaryota; Metazoa; Chordata; Amphibia; Anura; Pelobatidae.